AUGAUGAAAGCCAUCAUUAUUUUCCUAUUAAUUUCGAUUAAAUGCAACCAUUUAUACGGAUUAAUUACUCUUUUCAAUUGUACGUUCGAUAAUGGACUUGUUGAUGAUUGCAAUUUUCCAGCAGUGCUUACCGUAGCCGACACCCUUGAUAUAGACAUAGGCUACACAUUAACUGAUGGUAGCAUCACUCCACCUGGUCGACCUCUAUCCGAUGCUUCAUCUGUGUUUUUGCCUACAGACAACGGAGAAACGUGUCUAUUUCCGUACGAGUUAAAUGGAUGGGAUAUGCAUUUUUGUCUAUUUCAAGAAAAUACAAAUGAUUCCACAUGUCCUACAAAAUCGGGAAAUCAAACAUGCGCUCGAGGUCUAUAUGGAUAUAAGACUACCGCGGAUCCAUUGGGUUUUCUUGAUAUUUACAGAUCAGUUCAAACGAUAAUUGUUAAUUCAACUGAUGAAGAAUUAUGUCUUAGUUUUUACUACUAUUUUACUAAUAGUCUUCGAGAACCAAACAUUACUAUUGUGAUGUCUGGACAAUUAAAUACAUCGAACAGUGAAACUAUUGUAAAUGUAACAGCCAGUGGCGAAGAUAGAUGGUACUAUAGCCAAACAACAUUUAUAGUACUACCAGAUACAUAUCGUCUCACGUUUUAUUUCCGUCGAGCUCCAGACGUUAGUGAUACAACUAACUUUACGUUCGCUCUUGAUAAUAUAUCAAUAACAACUGGAUCAUGUUUUAAUGCUGCCAAUGGUAGUGCAACAACAGAUGCCUUGGCAUUUAGUGAAACAGUUACUGCAUCGGCGAUUUCGGAAACACACACAACAGAACGACUUCCUACUACUCAAAUGAUUGAAUCGAUGGCCACUAGUUUGAAGAACGAAACAGUUGCUGCAUCUACGAUUUCGGAAACACACACAACAGAACGAGAUACUACUGCUCAAAUGAUUGAAUCGGUGGCCACUAGUUCGAAGAGUUCUACAACGGUGUCGAUCCUGCCCACUUAUACUACCUCCAAGACUUCAACUACUACAACUCCACUGAGGACAACUUUGACUACUCACUCAACCACUACUCAUUCAAUUCGAACAACAAAUAGCACUAUUGCAAAAACAACGACAACUAAUAACCCGACAAAUAUUCCUCCUAGAACUAGUUCUUCCACCACUCGUUCGCAAAUGACUACUUCUUCCACCACUCGUUCUCAAAUGACUACUUCUUCCACCACUCGUUCUAUUACAACAACAUCCAAGACUUCAAGCAGUAGAUCAACAUGGAUUCCAUCAUUGAUUUCCAUCAUCACUGUUUUGGUCUAUACUUUAAAAUUCACAAUUUAA
Molecule: messenger RNA, 1332 nt
Organism: Rotaria socialis
Lineage: Eukaryota; Metazoa; Rotifera; Eurotatoria; Philodinida; Philodinidae
Source: the annotation of a GenBank genome assembly